Messenger RNA from Brettanomyces nanus, 816 nucleotides. RefSeq lists its product as uncharacterized. The transcript has a single exon. The record is from RefSeq and is a predicted model, not a curated record. Lineage: Eukaryota; Fungi; Ascomycota; Pichiomycetes; Pichiales; Pichiaceae. The coding region runs from base 1 to 816 and encodes 271 amino acids.
AUGCACGGCUCUCUUAUUGUACUCAGCUUGUUAGUAUCAACAGUGUUCUCUAUAGACCUUUCUAACAAGGCGUUCAAAGAGUACACUGCUAUUAAGAAUAUUGCAGGUGUUCACAAUAUUGAAAAGACCAAAUCGACACCGCCUUCUACAACUACUCAAAAAUGGUACAUAAAUAUGGUGGAUCCGGAACAAAAGGACCUUCCUAAGGAUAUCGAGGACGUCAAGGGAUGUCCGUCGGGCUCCCAGAUAUGUGGCUUAACUACAGUGAAGCUUCCUGAAGGGGACGACAAAGAGGUAACCACGGAAAUCUUUGCAUUUUCUAGCAAGUUAGUCCCUCAAUUCGAUGAUGAUGACGAACACGAUGAACUCACCGUGAAGUUAAGUGGUGCCAACUGGGGAGAUAAGACACUUGAAGCUGUGCUUAAUCUAAAAUGCUCUCCAGAUAAAAAGGAAGACUCUUUGGAUGUGGUAUUCGAUUACACUACAUUGAAAAUUAACUGGGAAAACAAUGCAUUCUGUAAAGAUGCCUCUGCCGAGAAACCACACGGAAAGCAUCAUAAGGAUGAUCAUAGGCAUGGUAAGGAUCGUUCGUGGGGACUUUUCACGUGGUUCUUCAUCUUGCUUGUCCUCGCGCUGGCUGGAUACAUAAUAGGACAAGCCUGGGUCAACACGAGUCGUGUGGGUAACUCUGGUGAAUUCCUCAACGAAUUGGGAGACGCUACCGUAGAAACUGCUGGUAAAGUUCCCGAAUUCCUCAAACAAGUGGUGUCUAAAGUCACCGGAGGAGGCGAUAGAGGCGGUUAUAGUGCUGUGUAG